This is a messenger RNA of Brassica napus (rape), 2455 nucleotides long. RefSeq lists its product as uncharacterized. The transcript has 3 exons. Bases 701 to 2455 code for a protein of 584 amino acids. NCBI's taxonomy places the organism in Eukaryota, Viridiplantae, Streptophyta, Magnoliopsida, Brassicales, Brassicaceae. The record is from RefSeq and is a predicted model, not a curated record.
AUAAAAAUAAGUGGUCCUUUAAAAUUUUUAAAAAAUAAGUGUUUCAAAAUAAUUUAUACAAUUUAAGUGUUCCAUUAAAAUUUUUACAAAUAAAUUGUUCAUAAAAAUUUAUACAAUUUAGAUUUUAGGGUUUAUUUAGGGAUUCAACCCUAUUGUAACAAAUUUAUACCCUAUCAUCAUAUAGGGAUUCAAAUUUAGGGAUUCAACCCUAUUGUAACAAAUUUAUACAAUUUAGAUGAAACAAAUUUAGAUUUUAGGGUUUAUUUAGGGAUUCAACCCUAUAUAACACAUAAGGAUUCAACCCUAUCAUCAUCUAUUCUCCAUAUAGAGAAAUCAUUUUAUACUUAUUUCAAACAUAUAAUAUUUUUGUUAAAAAAAAUUAAUAAUAAAAUUUAUUAAAAUUUAAAUUUUGUUUAUAACAUAAUUUCCCAUCAUUUUCAUGCAUUUUUCGUAAUUUAAAAAUAAAUUAAUAUAGAAUUGUACAUAAACCAAUAAGAAGGAAUGGUGGGGAUAGAUGACGUGCCUUCAUAGAAGCCGUAGGAUCUGAUUUUUUAAUCUUUCAAUCUCCGUCUUUCCAUCGGAGAUCUGUUCAUUCUCCUUCUGCGAUUACUCAAAUCUAGGUUUAGUUCCUUUUGCUGACGCCUCCUUUUCGAAAAUCGAAGGUUUCAGUCGAUUUCCCUCGAAGUUAUAUUGUUCUGAUAUGGAAAAAGCAUGGGUUUGGCUUCCAAGGGCUAGCCUCGAAUAUUUCGAAGGAGCAACAGGCUUUGUUACUGCAUCAGCGAGGAGGUUAGGAGAUCCGACAGAAAUAUUAUGUCCCUGUACUCACUGCAGAAACCUUUCCCAUCAAGUUUUAGACAAAGUAACGGAGCAUCUUGUGAUUAGGGGUAUGGAUAAGAAGUAUAUGAGGAGUUCUUGUUGGAGUCUUCAUGGUGAGAGAAGGUCUGAUAUGAAUGAUAGUGUCCCUCAAUCAGAAACAGAGGCUUAUGGUUUGCUAAGGACGGCUUAUUUUGAUAGUGGUGAACCUGAUGAACCGCCUUCUGAUGACACUGGAGGAGAGCCUGUACAUGGUGAACCUGAUGAAGACUCGGAGUUUAGGAAGAAGUUGAGAGAUGCUGAAACUCCAUUGUACUUGACAUGUAGCAAGCACACCAAAGUUUCUGCGAUCAUGGCCCUUUACCGCAUCAAAGUAAAGAGUGGAAUGUCAGAGGCUUACUUUGAUCAGCUACUGUCGGCAUUACAUGACAUGCUACCAGAAGGUAAUGUACUACCAAAGUCGACUGAUUCGAUUAAGAAGUUCUUGAAGAUUUUUGGGUUUGGCUACGAAAUGAUUCAUGCGUGCAAGAACGAUUGUAUUCUCUAUAGGAAGCAAUAUGAGGAGUUGGAAACCUGCCCAAGAUGUAGUGCUUCUAGAUGGGAAAUUGAUAAGCACAGUAAUGAAGAAAAGAAAGGAAUUCCUGCAAAGGUCCUACGGUAUUUUCCGAUCAAAGACAGAUUCAAGAGGAUGUUUAGAUCAGCAAGGAUGGCUGAGGAUUUGCGAUGGCAUGCCAACAAUGCCACUGAAGAUGGUAUAAUGCGACAUCCUGUUGACUCGUUAUCUUGGGCUCAAGUGAAUAAUAAGUGGCCAGAGUUUGCUAGUGAAGCAAGAAACCUUCGACUCGGCCUGUCAACAGAUGGUAUGAACCCUUUCUCUAUCCAGAACACAAAGUAUAGUACUUGGCCAGUGUUGUUAGUCAAUUACAACUUGCCACCAACUCUGUGUAUGAAGGCUGAGAACGUCAUGUUGACUAUGUUGAUCCCUGGACCGACGGCUCCGAGCAACAACAUUGAUGUUUAUCUAGAGCCACUGGUUGAAGACUUACAAGAAUUGUGGAGUGAGGGGAUUCAGGUAUACGACUCAUUCCUGAAAGAGAAGUUCACACUAAAAGCUAUGUUGUUGUGGACUAUAAGCGACUACCCGGCUCUAGGUAGUUUGGCAGGUUGUAAAGUUAAAGGGAAACAAGCAUGCAAUGUUUGUGGAAAGGAUACACCAAAUAGGUGGCUCAAGUUUAGUCGCAAGUAUGUGUAUUUGGGGAAUAGGAAGCGACUAAGCCCUGGACAUCACUACAGACGCAGGAAAGGAUGGUUUGAUAAUACAGUGGAGAAGGGGACUGCAAACAGGAUUCAAACCGGUGCAGAAAUAUUUGCAACACUAAAGAACUUCAGGAAUGACUUUGGAAGAUCUUUAGCAAAGAAAAAAAAAAGGAAGAGAAAUGUUGUCUCAGAAGAUGAGGUGGCUGAAGACGAAGAAAAUGAUGAAACGAGUGAUCAAUGGAGGUGGAAGAAACGAUCAAUAUUCUUCGAUUUACCGUACUGGAAGGAUUUGCCGGUGCGUCACAACAUCGACGUCAUGCACGUGGAAAAGAACUUGUCUGAUGCAUUAUUAUCAACGCUGAUGCAGAGUAAAGAAUUUUGCUAG